AUGAGAAAAAUUACUUCAGUUCUAAUUCUUAUUUCUAUCACUUUGUUCACAGUAAAUGCCUAAAAGUGUUCUGAUGUCUAAGCAUAGCUUUCUUCAGGAAAAGUUUGUUAAAGUACUGAUACUGCUUGCUAAACUGCAUUAACUACUUUCAUUGCAUGUACUCUUAACUGUACCUAAAGUAAUAAUGCUGAAUCUGCGGUUGGAGCUUGUUUUAUUAAAAACUGCAGCAAUAUAAGCAAUCCUACUGUUUAGAAUUAUUACAACUAAUUGAUUAACUGUACUUAUAGUGUGCUUUUGUUCUCAUCCCUCUUUUUUUUAGUCGCAUUUUUACUCUGA
Molecule: messenger RNA, 336 nt
Organism: Tetrahymena thermophila SB210
Lineage: Eukaryota; Ciliophora; Oligohymenophorea; Hymenostomatida; Tetrahymenidae
Product: transmembrane protein, putative
Exons: 1
Source: RefSeq, a predicted model, not a curated record